AUGCUUUUCUUCUCUUCCUUCUGUUCCUGCUUCCGCGUUUCCCAACCCACCAUCGUCCAUGACGCCACGCCCUCCACCAACCUCACCACGUUCAUCUACCACACGGAAAACGGCACCGUUUCGCUGACAUGGUCACGCUCCAUGCUGGGUCGCUCCCUCCACGUUCACCUCCACCACCACUCCUCCUUCCACCUCCACCUCAAGCCCUGGAACAAAACCGGUUCCAAGAAACUCUCCCACAACACCCUCUUCCUCUGGAACCUAACCAAAGCUAGGUUCGGCUCCGGACCCGAACCUCGCUCCCGAUUCUACCUCGCCCUCAUCGUCGACCAAACCAACCUCAGCCUCCUCGUCGGAGACCUCACCCCAAAAAACAAACCCCACACACCUAACACCGAAACGCAACAGGUUCUCCUUCUCAAACGGGACCAUGUCCACGUAGCGCCACACCUUAGCAGGGUAUACCAAACCAAGACCAUACUCGGAGGUAAGGUUAGGGAAAUCCAAAUAGACUGCGACGGUUACAGUAAUGGUAACGGUUACGAGGACGACAGUUUGAGGUUGUUGUUUGGUGUGGAUGGGGAGAAGGUUCUGGAAGUGACCCGGUUGAAGUGGAAGUUCAGAGGGAGCGAGCGUGUGGAGGUGGAUGGCGCGCACGUGCAGAUCUCGUGGGACGUGCAUGAUUGGCUUUUCGAGAAGGAUAAGGAUCAUGGUAAUAGUAGUAAUAAUAAUGAUGGGAAUGGUAAUGAUGGUGGUAAGAACGAGGGGCACGCGGUUUUCAUGUUUAAGUUCGAGGAAGAAGAGGUAGGAGGUGGGAGUGGGAAGGAGGUGGAUGUUGUGUGGUCGAGUGGGGAGUGGAAGAAUGGGAAGAGUUGGUCGUCUUCUUCGUUGUCGAUUUCUUCUUCUGCUGGAUCCUUUGGAGGGAGUUCCUCUGUCAUGGAAUGGUCCAGUGUGGAGGAGAAUGAGUUGGUGGUACCUCAUGGCUUUUCUUUGGUGGUUUAUGCUUGGAGAAAGUGA
This is a messenger RNA of Sphenostylis stenocarpa, 1017 nucleotides long. Lineage: Eukaryota; Viridiplantae; Streptophyta; Magnoliopsida; Fabales; Fabaceae. The record is from the annotation of a GenBank genome assembly.